AGUACCGUUAUGGCCGGGCCAUGCCGCUCAUCUUCGUGGGCGGGGUGCCCCGCAGCGGCACCACGCUGAUGCGCGCCAUGCUGGACGCACACCCCGAGGUGCGCUGCGGCGAGGAGACGCGCAUCAUCCCGCGCGUGCUGGCCAUGCGCCAGUCCUGGUCCAAGUCGGGCCGCGAGAAGCUGCGGCUGGACGAGGCGGGCGUGACGGACGAGGUGCUGGACGCCGCCAUGCAGGCCUUCAUCCUGGAGGUGAUCGCCAAGCACGGUGAGCCGGCGCGCGUGCUGUGCAACAAGGACCCCUUCACGCUCAAGUCCUCCGUCUACCUGUCGCGCCUCUUCCCCAACUCCAAGUUCCUCCUGAUGGUGCGGGACGGCCGCGCGUCCGUGCACUCCAUGAUCACGCGCAAGGUCACCAUCGCGGGCUUCGACCUCAGCAGCUACCGGGACUGCCUGACCAAGUGGAACAAGGCCAUCGAGGUGAUGUACUCCCAGUGCAUGGAGGUGGGCAGGGACAAGUGCCUGCCCGUGUACUACGAGCAGCUGGUGCUGCACCCGCGCCGCUCCCUCAAGCUCAUCCUGGACUUCCUGGGCAUCGCCUGGAGCGACGCCGUGCUACACCACGAAGACCUCAUCGGCAAGCCGGGCGGCGUCUCCCUGUCCAAGAUAGAGCGGUCCACGGACCAGGUCAUCAAGCCUGUGAACCUGGAAGCGCUCUCCAAGUGGACCGGCCACAUCCCCCGGGACGUGGUGAGGGACAUGGCCCGGAUCGCCCCUAUGCUGGCCCGGCUGGGCUACGACCCGUAUGCAAACCCACCCAACUACGGCGACCCCGACCCUAUCGUCAUCAACAACACGCAGCGGGUCUUGAAAGGGGACUACAAAACACCAGCCAAUCUGAAGGGAUAUUUUCAGGUGAACCAGAACAGCACCUCUUCCCACCUGGGAAGCUCGUGAUUUCCAGAUCUCUGCAAAUGGCUUUGUUGCCGAGAAAAGAAGAAGCCGCAUUCGAGUGGAAAUCGGACCCUAGUCCAAGCAUAUUGCUUGCUAUUAAUCACCAAAACAGGACUGCCAGGGAGGAAUGUAUUGCAUAUGUUUGCAAAAACAGAAGCUUUUGACACUGUCCCUUGACAUUCUCUCUGGACAUGGCAGGGCCAAGAGUGUGGAUGUGCUCUGGCUUUUGGAACUUAGGUAUUUUAUAUUUUCCCCCGUAUUUUUUUUUUUUUAAAUGGAUCUGCUGUCCUCCUCUGUCAUUUGCAGGACUGCCUCGGUGGCUUUGUUUGUUGGGACAAGAUCUACAACCUGUGCCUCUUCCUUUUCACCCUUACUUUGAAUUUCAAAAAAUCUAUUUAAGAAUUUAAUAUAUGAGACUUUCUUUGAUUUCUCUCCCACUUCUACUCCGUUUUAACAGAGAAAAAGAAUUAUUUGAAUAAAGUGAUCAGAGUCUCAUUCGUCAA
Ictidomys tridecemlineatus (thirteen-lined ground squirrel) is the source of this 1453-nucleotide messenger RNA. The record is from RefSeq and is a predicted model, not a curated record. Lineage: Eukaryota; Metazoa; Chordata; Mammalia; Rodentia; Sciuridae.